Messenger RNA from Haemonchus placei, 447 nucleotides. The record is from the annotation of a GenBank genome assembly. Lineage: Eukaryota; Metazoa; Nematoda; Chromadorea; Rhabditida; Trichostrongylidae.
CAUUUACUCCACGGUGGUUUGUACUCUGGAAGCAGCGUGACCGCUGGAGAAAUCCGUGACAUUCGUGAAAGGGAGAAGCGGGAAAUGCGAGGUCUCAACGAUAGAUUGGCAGCAUACAUUGAGCAGGUUCGAUUCCUUGAAGCCCAGAAUCGCAAGCUUAGCCAUGAUCUAGAAAGACUGACGAAAGGCAAACACGCACCAGGGAUCCGCCAGAUGUACGAAAAGGAAAUUUCGGUAAGAAAAUCAGCUUUCAAUUCUCUGAUCAUAGAUCAAAAUCGAUUGGGUUUACCGAUCAAUAAACCUCUUCAGAUUUGCAUGACAAAGAGACGUAAUGCUGUCAUCGAGGAGGAAUGCAAACGUAUUCGCAACGAAAAUCUGAAGCUGAACUCCGACCUUGCCUCUCAGCGCCAGGUAAAACUUGUAAAAUUCGUAAUUAACCUGACUUGA